Messenger RNA from Schizophyllum commune H4-8, 789 nucleotides. RefSeq lists its product as uncharacterized. The transcript is spliced from 2 exons. The record is from RefSeq and is a predicted model, not a curated record. NCBI's taxonomy places the organism in Eukaryota, Fungi, Basidiomycota, Agaricomycetes, Agaricales, Schizophyllaceae. The coding region runs from base 1 to 789 and encodes 262 amino acids.
AUGGCGGCGCCUUUCUACCAAAGCUCUGGGACCGCAGUCGCGUACGACAGACGAUCACUUGUCUAUCAGGUAACACAGGACUUCCAUCCCCUCUGGGAACUCGGAAGCGUCGAGGACUUCGAGCAAUGCUACAUUGACCUCUUGGACACGCAUUUCCGUGCCUACGAUCAUGCCUGCGUACUGCAUCGGGACAUCAGCGAGCACAAUGCGAUGUCGCGACGCGGAAGCGAUGGAAAGGCCAUUGGUUUCCUAAACGACUGGGACCUCGGCUGUUUCGUCGACGCAGACGGUAUCGGCACAGGUUCAACAUCCCAGCACCAUACUGGGACUACACCCUUCAUGGCGAUCGAUCUACAGCGCGCGGCGGACGGAACCUGCGUUGCAGCAGAGCACCGCUAUUGCCACGAUCUCGAAUCCUUCUUCUGGCUACUCUUAUGGGCAGUGCUGCACUUCGACCUCGAAAACAAGAGCCGCCUCAGCUGCACAUAUGAGCAGUGGACCGGGGAUUGGGCUGGGUCAAACUCCUUCAAGUGGAACAUCCUGUCUAAACCAGGUAUGCUGGCUGGAGUGUUGAAGAAUGCGUUGGAUAUGUGGAAGGGCACUGUGAAGCGCUGGGUUAUUCCCCUUGCUCGUAUGAUCUGCGAUGCGCGAGAGCGAUCGACGCGAUGGGACGACGACGCUGGCAGGGCCUUUGAUGACAACAUUUACGCAAAGGAGAUGAAUUUCGACCUCUUCAUGCGUACGAUCAAGCAGAUGCCCAGAGAGGGGGCACACGAGAAGGACGCUUAG